GGACACUGGACGACAUUCGGGCCGCGGCGGCCGCUGGGUGCAGCCGGGCGGUGUGGAGUGGAAAGAGCACUCGAAGGGCUCCCCUGAUACUAACAGUUCUACGAUUUAAAACUCCGCCGGAAUUUAGACAGGAUCUCACUAUAUUGCCCAGGCUGGUCUCGAAUGCCUGGCUUCAAGUGAUCCUCCCGCCUCCGUCUCCCAAAGUGCUGGGAUUACAGGCUUGAGCCACCACACCUGGCCUCACUCGAACAGUAAACGAGGUAUGUGAUGCAUUCCAGGUUCUCCAUCCAACUCAGCAUCAGCUACUUCACGGCAACUGGGUCCUGAUUAAUGUUCUCCCAAGGCAGACUUCACUGGAUCUUCGCUCAAGACGACUCUGCCAGGUUUUUCUGACCCCUCUACAUUGCUAUAAAGUGUCAAGGCCUUAAGACUUGGGUACGUGUAUUACAACGGCAAGAGUGCCAGCACCAACAAAAGACCCAUUGGACCUGUCAGCUCCUCUGUUUCACCAAGCAGACACAAUAACCUUCCCAACAAAGCAGAGUAAGCCAAGUGCCUCUGUGUGACACCACCAGCAGCUGAUAACGCAUAAGAAAAAUAUAACUAAUUUAAACUAGAGCCCUAUCUCUUCUUGAGAAGCUGGGAUUUGAAGGAGCUAUCCUGAGAUCUGUACUGCUAGUAAGUGACUGAUAACAUUAUAAACUGGAUCGGUCCCUGAGUUCAGAGACUGAGUUGCAAUUGAGUGAAAAAUAGACAACGAAAUCUUGAAGAAUUGCACUGAGGUGCAAACCAAGUUUAUUUGGCUCUCCAAGUAAUAUUGGUUGAACUAAGAAAUUGGUAAACCAAACCUGUAUUAGGACUGGUUGUUUGGGUGUCUCUCCUUGUCAUUGUUGCCUCUUGCUGUUACAUUGCUGUCUGUGUUGUCUUACUAGGUCCAGAUGUUUUCCGAUAAUUCGCAUUGCCCUGAUUGUGGACAACAGUGGUUCCCUAGUUUAGAACUAGGCCACUGGUUGUACCAAACUGAACUUGUUGAAAAUGAAUGUUACCAGGUAUUCUUAGACCGUAUUAACAGAGCUGAUUAUUGCCCUGAGUGUUAUCCUGAUAAUCCUGCUAAUAGAAGCCUUGUUCUUCCUUGGUCUUUCCCACUUGAGUGGGCUCCCCAAAAUCUCACCAGAUGGACCUUUGAGAAAGCUUGCCAUCCAUUUCUUCUGGGUCCUCCACUGGUUAGAAAAAGAAUACAUGACUCUCGAGUAGCUGGUUUUAACCCAGCAUUACAGUUAAUCUUGACCAGAACAGAUAAAACCUUAAACAAAAAGCUGGGCCAAAACAAAUAGCUUCUGUCAUAGUCAAAAUUGUCAAGUCUAGAGGCUUUUGUGUGGUUAGCCCAAAGAAGAUGGAAAAAUAAUUCCUUUCUAAAUCUGACCCAGAUUGUUACUACUUUGGGGGAACUGCUUAAAUUGUUGGAUCUGCUUCUGUGGCCUACACAUAUUUUGCUCACCCUGAAUUUAGUCAGUAUUCCGGCCAGAUUGUCCAUCUAGACUGAGGCUAAUCCAUAUUUCCUAUUAACAAUGAUUUGGAACUUACCACUUCUAAAAAACUUUCUGCAGCUUAAAUAGUGACAUAUGAAAGGUAGUCCUAGAGGGCAAGUCUCAUACUAUGUGCUCCAUAAUGGUAUUUCUAAUGAUAACUUUUGUGGGAAAGCAUCCUUGUUUUAGCUGGAUCCUAGAUUAGUCCAGUGAAUUUUAAUAAGAAGUUACACUGUUAUAGACUCCACUUCUUAUGCAUUAGUCAGUGAUGAUAUAUAUAGAUAGAUAUAUAGAUAGAUAAAAUUUAUCCAUAUAUAGCCAUCUCUUAAUCAUUGGCCCUCUUUGGCCCAUCCUCAGUGUGGCUAUGACAUUAUUGAUUACUGGUCACUGUCAGAUAAAUCACAUUCUAUUAGGAAAUACCUACGUAGGUUUUGCCGAAACAUGCAGAAAUGCCACCUGUCUAAUACUUACUUGGCUUUACAUAAACAAAAGACUGUUUUGUCUUUGUCGUGACUGAAUUUACAACGUCCUCCCCUGGAAAUGGAAAAGUACCUAUCUAGGAGAUGUAUGACAAAAGAAAUUAUCAAGCCUGACCUCAUAUAUAUUGUGAACAGUCUAGGGGAAGCAUCUUCUUAGAACUAAGAAGAUCCUGCUGAACAUUGGCCACAUUCUGAACUCUAUUGUUCAUGAAAAUCAUAGACCCAGAGUUGGGGUUAAGCCACUUAGAAAAAGCUGUUGAAAGCAUCUCAGAGUCCACUGAAUAAUUUUUAAAUUACAGUUAACAUGCCAGGUAUCAAGGUAUCUACUGCUUUUAUAUCACCUCAAUAAUAUUAUCAAGGUCCCAGCUUCUUUCUGUCCUUCCCGCUUGGGAUCUUUUUCUUUUUUUUUGCUUUUGCUUUUUUAAAAGUAGUGACAAAGUCUUGCUGUAUGGCCUAGGCUGGCUGGUCUCCAACUCCUAGGCUCAAGCCAUCCUCCCACCUUGGCCUCCCAAGGUGCUGGGAUUACAGGUGUGAGCCACCUCACCCAGCCUAGGACCCAUGUUUGCUCUUUGUCCCUAUGGUUUUUUUCUCAAUACAUAUGGUAUGACUUCUUGUUGUACCAGACUUUGUAAUCCCUAGAAAAGGCUGGAAGUGGAGAGCAAACGACUUUCUUUCAAGUCUGUCUUUUAUUUGGGAAUCAAAUCUUUUCCAAAAAUCCCUAGCAGAUUUUUUUCUACAUCUCAUUAGAAAGUACCAGUUUAUAAGGGAGCCUGGGAAAGUUUGGCAAAGGGGAAUAGGGUCAGCAUUGCCUGGGUAGGGCACAUUGCCUCCAUUAAUGAAAUCAGGGCUCUUUUUAUUUUUUUGAGACAGAGUCUUGCUCUUUUGCCCAGGAUGGAGUGCAGCAGCGCAAUCUCUGCUUAUUGCAACCUCCGCCUCCCAGGUUCAAGCGAUUCUUCUGCCUCAGCCUCCCAAGUAGCUGGGAUUACAGGUACCCGCCACUGCACCUGGCUGGUUUUUGUGUUUUUAGUAGAGAUGGGGCUUCAUCAUGUUGGCCGGGCUGGUCUCGAACUCCUGACCUCAUGUGAUCCACCUGCUGCAGCCUCCCACAGUGCUGGGAUUACAGGCAUGAGUCACUGUGCUUGGCCAGGUCUCUUUUAGCAAGGAAAAAGUGAGGAAUGAAUGGUUUUUGGUGUGCAGCAAAUCAUACUUGCCACAUGUUGUGAAACCUAAACGUAUUUGUUAGUCUGUAUGAAGAAUGUACCCCAGAGAUCCACCCUGUAUCUGCCUUAUGUCUCUUACAAUGGAGGUUCUCUCCUGUUAUAUUGCUGAAUAAACUAUGUGAACUGCUAAAUUGA
This is a messenger RNA of Cebus imitator (Panamanian white-faced capuchin), 3360 nucleotides long. RefSeq names its product torsin-1A-interacting protein 2. The transcript is spliced from 3 exons. The record is from RefSeq and is a predicted model, not a curated record. Lineage: Eukaryota; Metazoa; Chordata; Mammalia; Primates; Cebidae. Bases 939 to 1334 code for a protein of 131 amino acids.